GACUAGACCGAGUGAGCUGUCAAGCUAGGCAGUCCAGUUGGUUUGAGGCUAAGGGAGAAUAAAAGCACAGCAGGCCUUGGGUGCAGUUGCCCUGUUCACGUACUUGCUCUAACUUGCAGCCCCUAGUUUUCCUCAAGGAAAAUGGUUUAUUAACCAGGCUUGGCGAUGCUUCGGCAUUGCCUGAUCCCUGGCUUCGCGUCAGCCAGCUACCGACGAAAGAUGUCUAAACCGGCAGAGACGGCUCCCUCGGGCCAGGGCUUGGUGCUGCCUGAUCCGAAGGCAGGCAAGGAGCCCUUGCCCCACCAGAAUGUGCUCAAGAUCUUCAACAUCAACAUCAUCACCCAGGGAUUGCCAUUCUGCCGCAGACGGAUGAAGAGAAAGAUGGACCAUGGCCCAGAGGUCCGGUCUUUCCCUUUAGGAAAGAAGCACUGCAAAGGCUCAGAGUACACAAGCAGUACAGGGCUGGUUCCGUAUUCAGCCACACCCACCACCUUCGGUGACAUUAGGGCAGCAAAUGGGCAAGGGCAACAUCGGCGCCGGAUCACAUCAGUCCCGCCUCCUACUGGACUUCAAGAAUGGCUCAGGACAUUUCAGAGCUGGAGUGGACCAGAGAAGCUGCUUGCAUUAGACGAGCUCAUAGACAGCUGCGAGCCGACACAAGUGAAACACAUGAUGCAAGUGAUCGAGCCGCAGUUCCAACGAGACUUCAUCUCCCUUUUACCGAAAGAGCUGGCGCUCUAUGUGCUCUCAUUCCUGGAACCCAAGGACCUGCUGCAAGCGGCACAGACCUGCCGCUACUGGCGCAUCCUCGCCGAGGACAACCUGCUGUGGAGGGAGAAGUGCAGGAAGACGACUUUGUUUUUAGGUAUAGACGAGCCCCUGCACAUCAAGAAGAGGAAAUUGAACAACCCGGCUUCACACACAGUCCGUGGAAAAAGUGCUUACAUCAGGCAGCACAGAAUAGACACAAACUGGCGAAGAGGUGAAUUAAGUCACCCAAGGUGCCUUAAAGGUCAUGACGAUCAUGUGAUCACAUGCCUUCAGUUCUGUGGUAACCUAAUAGUCAGUGGUUCAGACGACAAAACGCUUAAAGUCUGUCAGCAGGUCACAGGAAAGUGUUUAAGAACGUUAGUCGGACAUACGGGUGGUGUCUGGUCAUCCCAAAUGAGGGACAAUAUUAUCAUCAGUGGCUCAACAGACCGGACGCUGAAAGUAUGGAACGCAGAGACCGGGGAAUGUAUCCACACACUAUACGGGCAUACCUCUACUGUCCGCUGCAUGCAUCUUCACGAAAAAAGGGUGGUGAGUGGGUCCCGGGACGCCACGCUCAGAGUCUGGGACAUCGAGACAGGCCAGUGUUUACACGUCCUGAUGGGCCACGUGGCAGCAGUGCGGUGCGUUCAGUAUGAUGGCAGGAGAGUGGUGAGCGGAGCCUACGACUUCAUGGUGAAAGUGUGGGAUCCUGAGACCGAAACCUGCCUGCACACACUUCAGGGACACACCAACAGGGUCUACUCAUUACAGUUUGAUGGCAUCCAUGUAGUAAGUGGUUCUCUAGACACCUCAAUCCGUGUUUGGGAUGUGGAGACGGGGAACUGCAUUCACACCUUAACGGGACAUCAGUCGUUAACGAGCGGGAUGGAGCUCAAAGACAACAUUCUGGUCUCUGGCAACGCUGACUCCACCGUCAAAAUCUGGGACAUCAAAACAGGACAGUGUUUACAGACCCUGCAAGGCCCCCAUAAACACCAGAGCGCCGUGACUUGCCUACAGUUCAACAAGAACUUUGUAAUAACCAGCUCGGAUGACGGGACUGUGAAACUGUGGGACCUGAAAACGGGCGAGUUCAUCCGCAACCUGGUGACGCUGGAGAGUGGGGGCAGUGGCGGGGUGGUGUGGCGGAUCCGGGCGUCCAACACCAAGCUGGUGUGCGCGGUGGGCAGUCGCAAUGGCACCGAGGAGACGAAGCUGCUUGUGCUGGACUUCGAUGUGGAUAUGAAAUGAAGGACGAGAGAGCAGAAGUGUGUCCGCGCGUUACAUAAAUACAGUUCACCCCCACUCCUUCCACCACCCACCCCCCAAACCCUCCUCUCGCUCCUGGGCUUUUGGUGGAAGAGGAUGCUGGUGUGGGGCAACACGACACAGCGGUGAAGACUUGUAAACUGACGGGAAGGGGAGCAGAAGAGGGAGGAUGAUGAUAACUGACAAACAGGCACAUGUGCUGUCAUCACUUAUGUGACUUCCCUUUUUGACUCGGGGCAGCUCGGCACAGAGAGACUUGUUUACUCAAGCCUGGUGCAACCAUAUAUUUUUGUUUUUCAUGUAAACAGGCCACCAAUUAAUGAACUAUCUGCUGUAUACACAAGCUAAAAGUUGUCAUGUAAGAAAUGCUAUAUAGUGUAAAAGAAAAAAAAAAAAAAAAAAAAAAAAGCUCAUCGGAAAGAAAAGAACUGGUCAACUUUCAAACCAGGGGGCAUCUGCCUCAGUUAUAUAUAUUUUGUUGUUGUUGUUCUGUCUUUUGUUUCCUGGUUUGAAAACUGAAAAAAAAAGAAAACUUACUGUGAAUUGUAGUUAUUUUAUACAUUUUGAUCAAUACAAUGAAACCUUUUGCCUAAUGUUGCCAACAACAAUCAGUCACAGUAUUAACCUCUCUCUCUCUCUCUCUCUCUCUCUCUCUCUCUCUCUCUCCUCUUACGCUUUUGUUUUUAAAAUCUAAAUCUGGGUUUAUUGCUCCGCAAAGGCAAGCUGUCCUGAGUUUUUCAAAGUGUCCGGCUGGGUUAGUUCAUCAAUGCUGGUGCUGUCUUUGGGGGGGGGGGGGGGGGGGGGUCUCUGUGAGCUUAUGGGAAUGACGUCCUAUCCCUGUACUGUAUUCCCAGUGGCCAAACUUUAUUUAUGCUGCUAAAAAAAAAAUGAAAGAACAGAAAGGUGGAACUUAUUGCUGCGACGUUUUAGUCCCAGACAACCAAAUUUACUCUAGUUUGGACUUUUUUAAAAAAGAGAAACAAUAUAAACAAAUUUUUGCCACUGAAACUUGAGCCAAAUGUGCCUCUAAGAGGCUGAGAGUUGGAAAGUGUUGGACAGAUGAAGACAGAUUUGCCUGCGAGCAAGAAACAAAAGUGUGUGCAGAUUUAUUUUUUUGUGUGUGUGUUUCUGUGCAAAAUGUUGACACAUUCCUAAGGACAAAGCUCUUUCAGCCUGUUCUGUGGGGAAUUAUUUUGCUUUGAGGGUUGUGGUGAAUGGAAUGAAAAUACAAAUUAUAUAUAUAUAUAGUGUGUAUAUACAGUAUGUGUAUAAAUAUAAAAUGUAUGUGUAUGCACAUACGUAUAUACAAACAUAUAAAUAUCAAAUAUGCUGACAAAAAAAUAUACAAAAAGUGAAAAUAUAGUUGCUGGUCAGUCUUAGUGUUACAAGUAUUACAAAUAUUACAGUGGUCUUGCUGUGAGCUACUGACAAAACAGUUAUGGUUUGUGUAUAGAAAGCACCACAGGCAAAAAAAUUAAAUGGCCAAAUGAUUUGCCUCAUUCUCAGCCACCCAAUUCGAGCUGAACUGUGAAAGUGGUAUAACACUGUAUAUUAAACGAUCUUGUUCUUUCUCUUCUCUCGUUCCCCCCCCCCCUGUUAAUUUAUAGUCUGGUUUAAGAAAUCAGAUUUCCUGGUGUUUUAUUUUUCAGUUCAUGUAACUGCCUGACGUAACAGACAGAAAAACCUUAAAGGGAUUGUCUAUCAUUUUGUUUUCUUAGAAUUUUUAUUUUCUUAUAACUUAAGUGCAAUAAAAUGUGGGUUCUUCUUUUUCAUUUCAAGCA
Messenger RNA from Acipenser ruthenus (sterlet), 3803 nucleotides. Its product is annotated as F-box/WD repeat-containing protein 7. Gene Ontology annotation, biological process: ubiquitin recycling; proteasome-mediated ubiquitin-dependent protein catabolic process. NCBI's taxonomy places the organism in Eukaryota, Metazoa, Chordata, Actinopteri, Acipenseriformes, Acipenseridae. Gene Ontology annotation, molecular function: ubiquitin binding. Gene Ontology annotation, cellular component: cytoplasm; nucleus. The record is from RefSeq and is a predicted model, not a curated record.